Molecule: messenger RNA, 867 nt
Organism: Hyaloperonospora brassicae
Lineage: Eukaryota; Oomycota; Peronosporomycetes; Peronosporales; Peronosporaceae
Source: the annotation of a GenBank genome assembly
AUGACAUAUACGUACGGCGGUCGCGUGUUGGCAGGUGAAGACAGCGAAGAGGACGAAGACGAUGAAACCGCAAUGAGUUUGCAGUUCCAUAGCAGCAGUGGCUUUGGCUCGCGCACGUCCCCAGCAGCGCCGCGUUUCGCAGUCCCAAUGGCAAUUGCUCGACCGCCAACCGGUGCAGACAGAGCAGUUGACGGAGAAGAAGAGGAAGAAGAGGAAGAGGAAGAGGAGGAAGAGGAAGAAGAACGUGACAGUGGGGGGCUGAAGCACGAGGUGAAGACACAGUUAAAGGACGAGAAGCAGCUGGAGGAGGUGAACGACGACGACGACGACGACGACGACGGCAACGAGCGGGUUACAGUUGAGGUCAGUGUGCGGCAGGAACCGGCGGAAGUCGCUCAUGUGCGGACAAAGGCGGAGGACUGCAAAGACAAACGGGGGGAGGACGAAGAGCUGUGGCAGCUGCACGAGUCGACGAACGGCGUUGACGUCAUGAGCAGCGCGUUCGUGGACCUCGUGCAGCCCUCGAUGGACAGUACGAUGCAUCGGAUCGCCGAGUUGCAGGAGAGUCAGCAGCGACUGCUCCAAAUGUUGACAGGUUUGAACACUGACGUCGAGCCGAACGAGCGCCUGUCAACUGCAGCUGCAGUGCUGGACAAGUUGCCGUUUUACACGCGGAAACUGCACAGCAUCACGACGGCCAUGCAGGAAAUCGCGACGUCGACAGCCAAAAUGAAGCGCCGAGCUGAGAGCCUGCGGAUCGACGCGCAGUCCCAUGCCAUCAGCAAAGAGAACAAGCGCGACGCGCAGUCGCAGUGGAACAAACUGUACGCUGCAAAGAGCGCUUCGGCGCCGCCUUCGCAGUCGUAA